Messenger RNA from Lycium barbarum (goji berry), 513 nucleotides. RefSeq lists its product as uncharacterized. Bases 1 to 513 code for a protein of 170 amino acids. The transcript has a single exon. The record is from RefSeq and is a predicted model, not a curated record. NCBI's taxonomy places the organism in Eukaryota, Viridiplantae, Streptophyta, Magnoliopsida, Solanales, Solanaceae.
AUGGUGCAAAAGAUGUUUAAGGUGAAAAAAUACAUAGAGCAGGCUGGUUUAUAUGAAGAUGAUCUAAUGAGUAUGCUAAAGUUCUCUGUCAAGAAGAUGUAUUUGUUGAUGAGAGGUGUAUUUACGAAGGUGCCUUGGAGAAGAAUGGUAUGCAACAAUUAUGGUGCACCAAAAUGGAUCUUCAUUUUGAGAUUGGCAGCACAUGAGAGACUUUACACAAGAGACAGGUUGGUGAAAUGGGGAGUGACAAAAAAUCCUGACUGUCCACUUUGCCAGAAUGGUUUGGAAACUAUAGCGCACCUAUUCUUUCAGUGCACAUACUCAGCAACAGUUUGGAGGGAACUACUAAAGUGGCAAGGGAUUCAGAGAUUACCCAUGGAAUGGACUCAGGAACUAAAAUGGGCAAAUGAACAUGCAAAGGGAAGGAACAACAAAGCAGAAGUAUAUAGAAUGGUGAUGGCUGCAAGUGUCUACCAUAUAUGGAUUGAGAGGAAUAAUAUGAUCUUUCAAUAG